CAGUCAUGGCUCGUCCCAGUGCCGCGCGCCUCUCCGCUCACACACCGCACCUUUUAAACCGGAGUGACUCCACAAGGGAAACUAACGCAUUUAUUUUUAACUGUUGGUCCCGUGCGACUCGAGUCUGGACCGCGAGACCGAAACAAAGCGUCUGCAUCCCGGGAGCAGGUUGAACAAAAGGUGAGAACGGUUUUUUUCCGGUGCGUAAUGCGGAUGUGUAAUUCGUAAAAACAAUAGCCCGUUUCGAAAUCUUCCGGUAUAGCUUCUCCUCGCGCACUGCAACACGCGUGUGAGCGCUUGUGCAGUCUACAUGAAGUCAAGUCGUGUGUUAUUGGUCGAUCUUCAAUUCGGCAUCAAUCUCAUACAUUUAUUCUGUAUAUAACUUUGCCUGUUGUCCGGAGAACGCAGCGCGCAACGUGAAUCCAGGAGAGUCUCGCAUUUUGUGCCAAAACCUCAAUUUCUUACUUUUUAAAGUUUUUUUUUAAACGUAAUCUGGUGUCGUUUGCGGUCACACCUGCGUGUCUCAACCGCAGCUUUUCUACCAAACACGUGCAACAGCUGGACACAUCUGUCCCAGCUCUCUCGUCGUGUUUUGGAGGCGCGCAGCGGACGUGUAACCCGGGACAGUUAUUGUGCGUGUCAAUGACAUUUGGAGCCAUUGAACGCAUCACCUGAGUGGAAACAAAGUGCUGCGGACACAGCAUGUGGGAUGGCUGCAGACAACUACUUGAUGACACCUUUGUGACACUCUUUUGGGAUCAGAGACAGAUUUCCUGAAUAACAUCAGUCAGUCUUCAGCCAUAAUGCCUUCAAAGUUCGAGCUGUGCCACACCCAGGAACACAUCGACUCAGCCGAAAGCCCGUUGAUCAGCGCCAUCAUGUUCGCCAUGGGCAUCUUUGGCAACGUAGCUGCACUGGUGAUCCUGGAGAUCCGGCGGCGCAGAGAAACAAGGAGCGGGGGCGCGUCGCGGCGAGCACUGUUUCACGUUCUCAUCACGGUGCUGGUGCUCACGGACUUGGCUGGGACCUGCCUGGUCAGCCCACUGGUGCAGGUGGCAUAUUCACGCAACACCACCAUGGUGGGGAUGUCGUCUAAAACUAUUAAUUUGUGCUCGUACUUUGGUGUCAGCAUGACCUUCUUCAGUCUGGCCACCCUGUCGCUCCUCUUCAUGAUGGCAUUAGAGCGAUGCUUUGCCAUUGGAUACCCCUACCUGUACACCCGACAUGUCACCAAGAAAUGUGCCUAUAUCACCAUCCCAUCAGUGUUUAUGUUAUGUGUGAUAUUCUGUCUCCUGCCUUUUGCCGGGCUUGGUACUUAUGUUCAGUACUGCCCUGGCACGUGGUGCUUCAUUGACAUGAACCCAGAGCCAAGUAAGCACCGCGCGUACGCCAACCUGUACGCCACUAUCAUGUUUUUGCUGGUGUUGGCCAUUGUGGCGUGCAACGGUUUCGUGGUGUACCAGCUUUUCAAGAUGUACCAACGCCGCAAGAGGAACGGCGGCUCGGUGAUGGGAACCAUAAGAUCCAACAAUGACCGCAGAGUGAUGUCCAUGGCCGAGGAGGUGGAGCAUCUCAUCCUGCUGGUGUUUAUGACCAUCAUCUUCAUCAUAUGCACGCUGCCCCUAGUGAUCCGGGUGUACAUGAACUCCAUAAACCCUGGUACAGAGUCUCACGGAAUGGACCUGAUUGCCCUGCGCUUCAUCUCCAUCAACUCCAUCAUCGACCCCUGGGUGUUCAUCCUCCUCUCCCCCAGCGUGCUGCACUUUUUCUGGGCGUCGGCGUGCCGGGCCCCCAUAGGAGCCUCCAGGGGCUCCAUAUGUCAACCAUCUAUCAGUAAAACCAAUACCCCUAACAUCGAACUGUCUCGCAAAACGCUGGACUACACCGCCCAUUUUCAAUCUGUGGAAAAUCUAUGACCAUAACACCACGUUAUGAUUUGAUAUGUGUAUUUAUUGGACACGUGAACGGACAGUGUGAUUUCUGCUUUCCUAGUAGUGGGUGUUUUAUUUAUUUUUGGGGCGUUUCCAUGAGAUAACGGAUCUUACUGUCUUACUUAUCAGGCUCUGUCAGCUGGAGGCCAACUGCUUCUAGCAUUUCAGUACAUUGUAUGCAUGUGGAAUGCACAGUGACUUCUCUAGAGCUGUAGGGCUGCAUCCAUACUUUGAUGUUUUAAUUUGAAAACACAUCAACUCAGCCACAGAUAGGCCUGAUGUCCACACUACUCUCUCUUUUACAGACGAAAAGGUAACAGUGUGGAUGGAGCUAAAGUAUUAAGUAUAAAAGCUCAACAUUGUGUCUCCUUUGCUGCUUGUGUGAUAUAUCAGUGAAUCUGUUAAAUGGAAAAGGUUGCUGAUGGGAAAGAAUUACUUCUGGAAUUGGGAAACUGUAAGUGGUAUCUCGACUUUAUCUCUACGCUUCAGGACAAACCCCAAAGGGAGGGAGAGGUAACUGCUGCUUGGACAUGUCCUCACACGUCUCUGAUUCAAAUGCUGCUUUUUCAAACCAUUCUCACUUGCCAUUAAUAUGUAAUUGUAUAGAGAUGCAUAUAAAAUCAAGUAAAUAGAAACAGAGCUAAAUGUGGCACGUUCAGGUCACUUGGGAUCACAAUGAUAGAAGAUAGAAUGGUGGGAUGACACAGGUGUAGAGAUAUCUGAGGCACGUCUUUCUCUUCUCAACACUUCAGUGAUCAUGGGGUCAUCAUCUUGAGAACAUUAUCUUUUCACUUGACCUUUGACCUUAACCUCUGCUCUGCUUUGGAAACCCUAACCCUUCGCAUUCCUACCAGAUCCCUGCUGGAUGAAAGGGAAAGAACCACUUCUGGUACGAUAUGGUCACGACUUCCAUCAGAGCGGUAAAGGUUGCUCAUCAUUUCAUUCAUCAGUAUGUAGCAUAUGAUAUAAGAUAUCAUUAGAUGAGACUGCAAUUCCCUUUGGACUUGAAAACGUCUACUUGUUGUAUUGUUAAAUGAGGGCAGAUAAAACGCACACAUAAAAGUUUCAUUUAAUUAGCUCACACUAACUUAUUUAUACAAUUUGAAGUGUUAGUCCUCGAGGCGUUGGACAUACACGGUUUAUUAGGUACAACCAGCUAAAACUAGUCUAAUACAACAACACUAUACUGCAAAAAUGUUUCCUUUCAUUAGGCCUUAAAUGUCAAUGAUAUAAACAGGGUGGAUGAAAUAAUCGUAGCACGUGACAGUAUUACGCAAAGAAUUGGACAAAUUGCACAGUCACACUUGUAUCUUUAUAUUGCACAUUUAUAGAACAGCCUAAUGUUGUAUAUAGUCUUUUUUAUCUUAUGUUAUUUAUUCUAGAUUCUGUUUGUUCAUAGUAA
This is a messenger RNA of Hippoglossus stenolepis (Pacific halibut), 3333 nucleotides long. RefSeq names its product prostaglandin E receptor 2a (subtype EP2) (gene ptger2a). Bases 804 to 1916 code for a protein of 370 amino acids. Lineage: Eukaryota; Metazoa; Chordata; Actinopteri; Pleuronectiformes; Pleuronectidae. The record is from RefSeq and is a predicted model, not a curated record. Gene Ontology annotation, cellular component: plasma membrane. The transcript has 3 exons. Gene Ontology annotation, biological process: cellular response to prostaglandin E stimulus; positive regulation of cytosolic calcium ion concentration; inflammatory response. Gene Ontology annotation, molecular function: prostaglandin E receptor activity.